CAUAUGUGUGUGUUUUAUAUGUGACGUGUUGGUAAGUGCUGUAUAUUGAUGUGAGGGGGGUGUGUGCACUCUGCUGGCACUUGAGUGGUGGGUACGUCACUGUGGGUGUGGGCGCGGUGGUUACAAGUAAUUCCACGCACCUGUAGUCUGUUGGUUUGUUAACGAGGAAGGGUGAGUCGGGAGUGACACUUUCUGUUGACCGCUACGCUUAACACCACAUUAGUUUUGCCGUUUCUGUACUUUGUCUUGUAUUAUAUGAAGCAUCUGUUCAAGUUGCGCAUCGUUAGAAAUAAAGAGCAUUAACGAGCAUUAGAAGUGGAUGUGUGUUUCUGUGAGUGCGCGUCACAGGUAAACUCCCGUGCUUAGCCUUCCGCGGCGUGUCGGUUUUGGUUUGGAUAAAUCGUCAGUCAGCCGCAACAUUAGUCAACAGAAAAGUUAUCGAAGUGUUGAUACGUGGAAGAUGUUUCGUUUAUGGACUCCUGGAGCGCUCGCUGUUACGCGGGUGAGUAACAGUUCAUUCAUCGCUGGUCUCCUCUGAUUCAUUUACGCCCUGCCUACUACUACGUUCAUUCAUCAUCACCGCUGGAAUUAAGGUACUGCUACACACACUCAACAGGUUCCUUUGGUGAAUCAAACUAUUCCCCUGGUAGGCAUAAGCGAUAUAGCCACGUAAGGUGGUUGUAUUGUUUUUUGUUUUUCAGCCGUUUGUUAUUUUCGUGUCAUCGGCGGGUGGAGCAAAUUGUCUCGGGAGUACCGCCGUGGUUCUCGUUUUAAGACAGCUUGUCUGAUUCGGGACCAUCGGUAUACAGGUACAUAAAUACCCACCGCUUGAGCCACAGAAGACUAGGGUGAGUUGGUUAGUCUAGUUUUCUGUAGGCAGUUUAGAGGGGAAUAUUUGGUCUACCUGUUAAUUGAGUGUUUUUUGUGAAGCUUGUUGUAGUAUAUGCAUCUUAUUCUUAAAGGUCAACUGACUAUAGUUAUGAACGUAUUUUGCAUGGUUUUUGAUAAUUUGUGAAUGAAAAUGGAGUCAGGCAGAUCAAAUCCCUCUUCUGAUGUGGGUCAAAAAAAGGAGGAUAAGAGACAAAGUAAACUCACUGCCAAAGCAUUUGCGAAUAAAAUUGAAAGUCUUCAAAAGGAGCGAAAAGUAAAAGUAAAUCAAAUUAAAGGUGUUUCAAAGGAAAUUAAAGGUCUAAUGCAAAAUAAAGAUAAUGCUACAAACAUUCAGUCUCAGCUUGAAAAUUUGCAUGUGCUGUUUGAUGAUGCAGGUAAGCUCCAUGAUUCUGUAAUUCCAUUGCUUCCUCAGGAAGAACAAGAAAAACAAAAUGUGUGGUUUUCCAGCGUGCAUGGACACCAUCAUAGGUUUGUGGAUGAGGUGAAGGAAUGGCUUUCUGAUGCCCAAAUCCUAACCCUGAGGAAUACAGAUAUUUCUACACUCCCUCAGUCACUGCUGCCUGGUGUUGAGUUGCAAGAUGCACAAAAUAAUGAAGAGUUGUUUGUUUCCAAUCAUGUUGAGGAUGAUAUUAGGCCUAGUGACAGCAUCUCUAAUGUUGCAAGCAGAGAAUCGAACAAAAGAAGUUCAGUCGGAAGAUCCAGUGUUUCGUCUACUUCAUCUGCAUGUAUUAAGGCUGAGGCAGAUAUGGCUGCACUUAUGGCUCGCCAAAGGUUGUUAAAGGAUAAGCAUGUUUUGGAAGAGCAAGAGGAGCAGCUCAGGAAAAGGAAAGAGAAGCUUGAUUUGGAGAUGGAAAUAGCUGCAUCUGCAGCUAAAUUGAAUGUGUUGAAAGCCUCCAACACUUCACGUGUUUCCAGUGCUGUGCGUAGUAGAGUGGAUGGAAUGAGCUCGUACCUGGAAAGGGAAAAGGGUAGGGUUCAAGCAUUGAAUGUUGAUGCUGAGAUCUUUGUGCCUGUGGUUGCAGGCCAGGCAUCUCUGUAUACCUCUGUAGGUGGCCAGCUUGGACAACAUUUGGUGGAUGUAAGACCCAAGGUAAGAAAUGUGGAACUGCAACCUCAAGCCACAUUGUCAUACCAGCUGCCAGGACUAGAUUCAAAGAUGAAGAAAAGUGGUACACAGAGCUUUAAUACUGGACCCUAUGUAGAACAAGAUCUCUCUGCACCUGUGAUGAGAAGUAGCACUGAUCAGGGACGCUUAAUAUCAGUCUUGGAGAGGCAAAAUGAGAUAACAUCCUUACUGGUGGAGCAGCAAUCUCUCUCUCUUCUUCCAAGACGUGACAUUCAGUUUUUUGAUGGGGAUCCUUUGCAGUAUCAGGCUUUCAUCAGGGCCUUUGAACAUAGUAUUGAGCAAAAGACCCACAGUGCAAGAGAUUGCUUAUACUUCCUUGAGCAGUACACCAGAGGGCAGCCUAGGGAGAUGGUUAGAAGCUGUCAGCAUAUGCCUCAUGAGAGUGGAUAUGUCAAGGCUAAAUCUUUGCUCCAGGAACAUUUUGGCGAUCCAUUGAAAAUUGCUUCUGCCUACAUGGAGAAAGUUUUCACAUGGCCGGUGGUAAAAUCUGAGGAUGUGAAAGCUUUGCAGGCAUAUAGCUUCUUGUUGCGGGCAUGCUGUAAUGCUAUGGAAGGAGCUGAGUCCACACAUGAGUUGGAUGCUCCUACUAAUAUGCAGACAGUAACAAAGAAAUUGCCUUAUAAGCUCAGGGAUCGUUGGAGAGAUGUCGUCUGUGAUAUACAGGAAAGGUUCCAUCGAAGAGCCAACUUUCGGGACAUUGCUGGGUUUAUUGAAAGGCAAGUGAAAAUUGCAAAUGACCCGAUCUUUGGAGACCUUAGUGAUUUUCCAGCGGCAGUAAGAAAGGAUGUUAGACAUUUUAAAUCCCAACCUUCUUUUAAGCCAAAGGGAAGUAGCUUUGCCACUACUGUUACUAGUGUGGAUGAGAAGGUUGAAGCUGGGACGAAGAGAAGAAUCGAUACACCCGUGGUAAAGGUUUGCCUGUUUUGUGGAGCUGGACACACCCUGGAUCUAUGCCUUCUAUUGGAGAAGAAGAUGCAUAGUGAGAAGAUGUCCUUCUUGAAAGAAAAUGGGUUGUGUUUUGGCUGUUUGUGCAUUGGGCACAGAAGUAAGGAUUGCAGGAAGCGCCUUUCAUGUAAGGUAUGCAAUCUGAAGCAUCCCACCAUGUUGCACAUCCACCGCAAAGAAGGUGAAGAUGGUUCAGUGCAAGUAAGGGGGGGAGCAGGAGCCACGGGUGGAAGUGCUUUGAUUUCAGUGCAGUCUAGUGGGCUUACUGGGGCCGGUGAGCAUGAUUGUACUCUCUCUAUACUGCCAGUGCAAGUUAAGUCAAAGAAAGGGCAAGAAACACUUGUUACCUAUGCCUUUCUGGAUCCUGGGAGCUCAGCGUCAUUCUGCACUGAAGGACUAAUGAACAGGUUGAAUAUUACAGGUAGGAAAACAGACAUUCUCCUUAGAACCAUGGGUCAAGAGAAAGUAGUUGGCAGUAAUAUUGUGGCAGACCUAGAGGUAGCUGGGUUUGGCGCAGACUCUUUCAUUGAGCUACCUGGGAUGUUCACACAAAAAUGUAUGCCUGUCCAUCAAGGUAACAUUCCCAGACAGGAAGAUCUUGUAAGAUGGCCACACCUAGAGCAUUUAAAGAUAGCAGAGAUUGACUCAGGCGUGGACCUACUUAUUGGAACCAACGUUCCCAGGGCCCUUGAGCCAUGGGAGGUUGUUCGCAGCGUGAAUGGUGGUCCGUAUGCGGUUAAAACGAUGUUGGGUUGGACUGUGAAUGGUCCUCUUAGAGGAGAGUGCAUCACUGAUAACUGUGUGGAGUAUGAUGUCACUGUUAACAGGAUUUCUGUUGCAAAGCUUGAUGAGCUCUGGGAGCAGCAGACAAAGACAGACUUCCCUGAAUGUGCUCAGGACGAACAACUCGGGCUGUCUAGGGAAGACCGACACUUCAUGGAGUCCGUUUCAGAGUCAGCUAGGUUGGUUGAUGGCCAUUAUAGCAUUGGCUUGCCUUUGAAGCAAGGUGACCUGAAAAUGCCUAAUAAUAGGAAGGUGGCCGAGCAGCGAGCACUGAGUCUCAAAAGGAGGUUCAAAAAGGACAGUGCUUUGCAUGGUGAUUAUACCAACUUCAUGGACGACAUAAUUUCUAAGGGUUACGCUGAAAGGGUACCAACUGAGGAUAUGGGUCGUUGUGAUGGGAGGGUGUGGUACAUACCACACCAUGGGGUGUACCAUCCUCAGAAGAAGAAGAUGAGGGUUGUUUUCGAUUGUGCUGCUACAUUCCAAGGAACAUCAUUAAAUUCCCAGCUUCUUCAAGGCCCAGACCUUACUAGCUCCCUGGUUGGCGUCAUUGGCAGGUUUCGAAAGGAGCCUGUUGUACUUAUGGCUGACAUAGCAGCUAUGUUUCAUCAGGUCAGAGUAGCAAGCUCAGACUUGGACCUGUUAAGGUUUCUUUGGUGGCCAAAUGGAGACCACAAUCAGGACCUUGUGGAUCAUAGAAUGGUUGCACAUCUCUUUGGAGCCACGUCAUCUCCAAGUUGUGCAAGUUUUGCCUUAAGAAAGUGUGCAGAAGAUAACCGAGGUCAGUUCAGUCCUAAGGUCAUUGACACCAUUCUGCAUAAUUUUUAUGUGGACGAUUGCCUCGUAUCUGUUGGUUCUGAAGAGGAGGCAGUAUUGCUUUAUCAAGAUCUCUGUGCUAUCUGUGCUAAAGGAGGCUUCCAGCUAACCAAAUGGGUUAGCAAUAGGCGCACUGUGCUUGCUGCCGUUCCUCGAGAGGAAAGAUCUAUUGAAGUUAAGGAUCUUGACUUGGACAGUGAUAUCUUGCCCAUGGAAAGAGCCUUGGGGGUGCAAUGGUGUGUCCAGGAAGAUGUCUUUAAGUUUAAGAUCACACUCAGGGACAGGCCUCUGACAAGGAGAGGGAUUUUGUCGGUCAUCAGCUCCAUCUACGACCCUUUGGGAUUCCUGGCACCUGUUGUACUUUCUGCAAAGAGAAUCCUUCAGAGGUUGUGCAGAAGUCAGCUUGGUUGGGAUGAUCCCUUGCCAGUCAUGGUGGCCCAAGAAUGGAUAGCCUGGCUCAAGGAACUCCAUCAGCUUGAGAAUUUCAGGGUUGAAAGGUGCUUGAAACCUCUUGGCUUUGGAGAAGUCUCUUCUGCCCAGCUACACCAUUUCGCGGAUGCUAGCGAGGAUGGGUAUGGAACAGUGACCUACCUGUUACAGCGUAACAUCAAGGGGCAAGUCCACUGUGCAUUUGUGAUGGGAAAGGCCCGCAUAGCUCCAUUGAAAUCCGUCACUAUUCCUCGUCUGGAAUUGACAGCAGCAGUGGUUGCGGGCAGGAUGGAUAAGCUGUGGAGGAAGGAGUUGCAGUUGCCUCUGCAAAAUUCCGUUUUUUGGACUGACAGUACUUCCGUGUUGAAGUACAUCAGGAACGAAACUGUGAGAUUCAAAACCUUUGUUGCAAAUCGGGUGUCAGAAAUACUCACACUGUCCAGUCCAUCGCAAUGGAGGUACGUGAAUACAUUGAGUAAUCCUGCAGAUCUGGCUUCCAGAGGGGCUAAAGUGGGAUCCUUCUUGAAGGCUGACGCUUGGGUGUUAGGGCCCAAGUUUCUUGUCGAGCCUGAAAGUGAUUGGCCUGAAAACCCUGAUGUCUCUGGGAAGCUCUCUCCAGAAGAUCCUGAGGUUAAGACAGUUGUGUCUGUGAAUGCAAUCCAAGCUGAUGAGCAGACGGGCUUGGUUAUGCGUUUCAUAUGUUAUUUCUCCUCUUGGAUUAAGUUGAAGAGGAUGGUUUGUUGGCUCCUUAGGUUUAAGUCAUUGCUUUUGGCUCUUAGUCAAAGGAGGAAGCAGUUGAGAGCAGCUUACGCUCAGUCUGGCUUGAGUGAAAGGCAGCUUGAAGAAAGGCUAAAUGAGAAGAUGCAGAUGGUCAAGGCUCAGGCUGCAAAAGGUAAUCUUUCAGUCGAAGAGUUUCACAAUGCAGAGAUUGCAAUUGUUCGCUUUUGCCAAGAAAAGAGGUUCACAGAAGAGAGAUCCAUUCUGCAGAAGGGGGAAAGUGUGAAAAGAACCAGUAAUCUCUACAAGCUUGAUCCCAUACUUGAAGGAGGCAUUCUGAGAGUUGGGGGUAGGCUUAGUAGAGCAGCUAUGCCGGAUGAGGCCAAACAUCCUGCUAUAUUGGCCAAGGACCUUCACAUUUCCGAUCUUGUUCUCCGUCAUAUACAUCAAGCCACAGGGCAUGGUGGACGUAACCAUAUGCUGUCAAAGCUGCGCCAAAGAUACUGGAUCCCAGGUGCCAGUACUGCUAUAAGGAAGACUCUGUCAAAGUGUGUUGUUUGCCGUAGGUUGCAUGCUGCACCGGGACGUCAACGAAUGGCAGAUCUUCCCCACGACAGAGUGUCUCCUGAUGAGCCUCCAUUCACUCGAGCUGGAGUAGAUUACUUCGGACCUUUUGAGGUCAGAAGAGGAAGGAUCACAGUAAAGAGGCGCUUCGUGGCAAGGAGAGGACAGGUGUUGGAGCUGCGUUCUGACAACGGCACAAACUUUGUUGGAGCCGAGCGAGAGCUCAGGGAGGCAAUAGGAAAAUGGAAUCAUGCCCAGAUCAAUGACGUGCUUCUACAGAAGGGAAUCAAGUGGGUCUUUAAUCCCCCUCUUGGGUCCCAUCACGGCGGAGUGUGGGAACGGUUGAUAAGGUCUGUAAGGAAGGUGUUGAACUCUACUUUGAGAGCGCAAAAUCUUGAUGAGGAAGGUCUCCAUACAAUCCUUUGUGAAGCUGAGGCUAUUAUUAAUAGCCGCCCAAUAACCAAGGCCUCCACCGAUCCCAAUGACUUAGAAGCGUUGACCCCUAACCACGUUCUCCUUCUUAAGUCUAAACCAUCAUUGCCGCCAGGAGUGUUCCAGAGGGCGGAUGUGUAUGCCCGUCGUCGUUGGAGACAAGUGCAGUACAUAGCUGAUUUGUUCUGGAAGCGGUGGGUCAAGGAGUACUUGCCUCAACUUCAGGAGCGACAGAAGUGGCAGAGCACCAGACGGAACUUCGUCCCUGGAGAUCUUGUUGUCAUUGUGGAUGAGUCUGCGCCUCGUAACUCGUGGCUCACUGGAAGAGUGGUGCAAGCUGUUCCUGAUAAGAGAGGACUGGUGAGACAGAUUCGUGUUAAGACGAAGACCAGCUGCCUGGACAGGCCCAUCACUAAGGUGUGCCUUCUUCAAGAAGCAGAGGAGCCAUGAAGAUCUGAAUUGACUCUUGAGCUUUUUGCAGACAUGGACUUUAUUGUUUUUUUUUUUUUUUGACUUGGACAUUCGCAAAUGGACAUGGUAAUGAACUUCAGCUAAAACUUCCAGCUAGAGUCUUUGGGGGUUUUUUGGACUCGAUGGAUUUGUAUUUGAAUGUAAUGUUGUUAACUGAUUGAUUUUGUUGCAGUUUCUGUCUCCUACAGGUUAGUUGUUGUGUAAUUAGUGUUUUAGCAUAAUUAGGGGCCGGAAUGUAGGAGCCAUAUGUGUGUGUUUUAUAUGUGACGUGUUGGUAAGUGCUGUAUAUUGAUGUGAGGGGGGUGUGUGCACUCUGCUGGCACUUGAGUGGUGGGUACGUCACUGUGGGUGUGGGCGCGGUGGUUACAAGUAAUUCCACGCACCUGUAGUCUGUUGGUUUGUUAACGAGGAAGGGUGAGUCGGGAGUGACACUUUCUGUUGACCGCUACGCUUAACACCACAUUAGUUUUGCCGUUUCUGUACUUUGUCUUGUAUUAUAUGAAGCAUCUGUUCAAGUUGCGCAUCGUUAGAAAUAAAGAGCAUUAACGAGCAUUAGAAGUGGAUGUGUGUUUCUGUGAGUGCGCGUCACAGGUAAACUCCCGUGCUUAGCCUUCCGCGGCGUGUCGGUUUUGGUUUGGAUAAAUCGUCAGUCAGCC
Notolabrus celidotus (New Zealand spotty) is the source of this 7830-nucleotide messenger RNA. RefSeq lists its product as uncharacterized. Gene Ontology annotation, biological process: DNA integration. Gene Ontology annotation, molecular function: nucleic acid binding. Bases 1016 to 7153 code for a protein of 2045 amino acids. The record is from RefSeq and is a predicted model, not a curated record. The transcript has 2 exons. Lineage: Eukaryota; Metazoa; Chordata; Actinopteri; Labriformes; Labridae.